This is a messenger RNA of Chaetomium fimeti, 3027 nucleotides long. RefSeq lists its product as uncharacterized. Gene Ontology annotation, molecular function: terpene synthase activity; magnesium ion binding. Bases 1 to 3027 code for a protein of 1008 amino acids. Gene Ontology annotation, biological process: diterpenoid biosynthetic process. The record is from RefSeq and is a predicted model, not a curated record. The transcript is spliced from 5 exons. Lineage: Eukaryota; Fungi; Ascomycota; Sordariomycetes; Sordariales; Chaetomiaceae.
AUGGAUACCUCACUCCCCUUACCAGACCAGGCACGGGCGCUCGUUGCCGGGCUUGCAGCACAGUGCACCCAGGGGUUCGGGUCCAUGUCAGCGUCCGUGUAUGACACGGCCUGGCUCUCCAUGGUGCACAAGUCUGGCGACUGGCUAUUCCCGGAAUGCUUCGAUUUCAUCCUGGAGGAACAACUUCCCUCAGGUGCCUGGGAGUCGUACGCCACCCCCCUCGACGGCAUCCUCAACACCGCCGCGGCACUGUUGGCCCUGAAAAAGCACCUGCAGAGAUUGGAUCCCGAGCGGCGCCAUGACCGUCGUCAUGGCGACUGGCUGUUUAGGAGCAACCGAGCGGAAACGGCCCUGAAAGACAUGUUGCAUGACUGGGACGUUGAAUCAACGGACCAGGUGGGCUUCGAGAUCCUCGUCGUAUCCCUCCUGACCCUGCUCGAGAAGGAAGCCGGCGUCUCGGUAGACUUCCCCGGCUAUGGUACCCUGCGAGCUCUCCGGGACGCCAAAUUGGCCAAGCUACCCCCUUCGACACUGUACAAGAUGCCGUCCACCUUGUAUCACGCCCUCGAGGCGUUCAUUGGCCACAUUGACUUUGAUCGUGUUCGGCCAUGGCGACAGGCGGACGGUUCCAUGAUGGGGUCUCCAGCAGCUACGGCUGCGUACCUGAUGAAUUCUUCCACCUGGGACGACGAGGCUGAGGCGUAUCUCAAGAGAGUCUUGCGUCGGAAACAAUCAAAUAAAGCCAGCCGCGGGAGCGUGCCAUGCGCGUGGCCGACCACGUUAUUCGAAGUCAGCUGGGUGCUCACGGCGCUCGGAACGGCUGGGGUGGCGAUAGGGGAUGCCCAGAGGUUGAUUCUCGGAAACCUGCUACGAGAGACUCUUGUAUCGCAGAAAGGUCUUCUCGGAUUCGCCCCCGGCAACCUGCCCGACGUGGACGACACAGCCAAGGGGUUAGAAGCAUUGAACUACAUUGACCAGGGUGACCACGUCAGUGUGGACGGCCUCAUCCAAACGUACGAAGCCGCCGAGCACUUCAUGACCUAUCCAGGGGAACGCAACGCCAGCUUCAGCGCAAAUUGCAAUGUGAUGAUCCUUCUUCUGGUACGCAACGACCGAGACCAGCACGUGUCGCAAAUCGCCAAGGUCGCUCGCUUCUUGACGCGCAGUGUCCUAGAAGGACAUGUCAAGGAGAAAUGGGUAGCGUUUGGGUUGCUCAUCCAACACCAUGAACUUUCCCUGGCAGUUUUCGACCUGAUCCCAUCCCUGCGAGAGGACAUUCCCUUGGCCUCGUUGUCUAUUCUGAUGCGUAUCAUCGGGGCGCAGCAAGCGGAUGGUUCCUGGGACGGAGUCUGCGAAGUCACGUCGUACGCCGUGUUGGCUCUGUCGUCGUUGGAGAAACUCACUUGGAUCCGACAGCUAGACACCGGCAGGAUAGUCGCCGGAAUGGCACUGGGCAAGGCCUUCCUGAACUCCAACCGGGACGCAUGGACCAAAGGCCGUCAUCUGUGGAUUGAGAAAGUCACGUAUAGCUCGCCCGUCCUCAGCGAAGCAUAUUGCCUGGCAGCAGCGUCCGUUCCGUUGCCCUCGACGGUAUAUCCUCAACCCGGAGCUAACAACUCCCGGACUGCCGUUUCAGUCGAGACGAAGUUACUGAUGGGCAUACGAAAGGCUAGCAGCCUCAUUGCACGCACGCCGCUAUUUUCCGACACAGACCCAUGGGCUCUGCGCGUCGCCGAGAUGCAAGCCUUCUUCUCCAUGCAGGCGCUGCAGCGUGACCCUGUUAAUGUCUUCCCGCGGACAGCAAAGGGCAAGGACAAGUACCUGUUCAUCAUACCCCUGGCUCUAACCGCAAGCGCUCUCGAAGCCGGCGGCGGCCCUGGGGCGGUGAGCCACUCGGUCCUGUACGAGAUGAUGGUGUUGUCCAUUCUGAACUUCCAUGCGGAUGAAUACAUGGAAGGUGUUGUGGAACAGCACUUUGAGGGGGAGCUCGACUCUGUCCGUAGUGUCGUUCGUGAGCUGUUCACCGAGGUCCAGCUUAGGUCCAGCACCAAACCAGACACCAACGGUCGUAAUGGAGACUCGACCCACGAACAAGCUGGAGGAGCCUCACAGCCGACGGUCGCAGACGUCAAGGCCGUCCUCGGCCGGUUCGUAAAGCGUAUCCUCCACCACCCGGCGGUGCUCUCGAGCCCAGUUAGCCUUCAAACCCGACUCGCGUUUGAGCUGCAGACCUUCCUCCUCGCCCAUAUCACCCACGCUGAAGACAACCACCGUCUCCGCGCCCAGUUGGAUCAAUCGCAGGCAGCCUCCCACCAUGGGAACGGGAAUGGCAGUACCAACGGGAAUGGAAACGGCCACAGCAACGGCCACUCAAACGGUCACUCUAACGGCAACACGAACGGCCAUAGCAACGGUUCCAACGGCCACACCAACGGCACAACCGCCACCACCACCUCCACCCCCACCUACCACAGCCCCGGCCGCACAUUCUACCACUGGGUACGCAGCACCUCAGCCGACCACACCUCCUGCCCCUUCUCCUUCGUUUUCUUCGACUGCCUCCCCACCACCACCACCACCACCACCCCCUCCUCCAAAAUCCCAACGCUCUUCACCGCCUCCACCCGCACCAGCUACCUCACCGAAUCCGCAGCCCGCCACCUCGCCAGCCUCUGCCGCAUGUACAACGACGCCGGGUCGGCCGGGCGCGACGCCGACGAGCGCGCACUCAACUCGCUCAACUUCCCGGAAUUCGCCAUGUCCUCCCCCCCUCCCCACACUCCCUCUCCCCUUUUCUCCACUCAAAAGGGACGUGCCCCCAAAAAGGAGGUGCGAGACCCCAAGGAGGAGUUGCUCUGGCUUGCGGGGUAUGAGCGGCGCGGGCUGGAGACGGCGGUGGAGAUGCUGGAGGAGGAGGUUGGGGACGCGAGGCUGGUGGGGGCGCUGAGGUUGUUUGUGCGGGUGACGGAUUUGUAUGGGCAGAUUUAUGUGCUGCGGGAUGUUGGCACGCGGACGGGGGGUCGGUGA